Messenger RNA from Zingiber officinale, 981 nucleotides. RefSeq names its product protein FAR1-RELATED SEQUENCE 5-like. Bases 1 to 981 code for a protein of 326 amino acids. NCBI's taxonomy places the organism in Eukaryota, Viridiplantae, Streptophyta, Magnoliopsida, Zingiberales, Zingiberaceae. The record is from RefSeq and is a predicted model, not a curated record. The transcript is spliced from 3 exons.
AUGGCAAACACCUCUGAGGGUCCUCACCUAUACAAUCCCCAAGUGGGGGAAGAUCGAAAACCACAAAUUGGGAUGGAAUUUCCAUCAUUGGAGGAGGCCUUCGCAUUCUAUAAUCACUAUGCACGUGAAUCCGGCUUUAGUGCAAGAUUAGGCAACAGUAAGAAGAAUAAGCGGACAAAUGAAGUUGGAUGGAAACAAUUUGUAUGCUUUAAAGAAGGACAUAUAGAUGAAAAACGGAAAAAAGUUGCUCAAGUUGAUAGUGUAAAGGAAAGAGCACGUGGGGAAGUAAGGACUGGAUGUAGGGCAAAACUAUUACUUGUUAAAGAACAGACCGGGACAAAUUGGAUUGUCACUAAAUUCUUGGAAAGUCAUAAUCAUCCACUCUCAACACCUUCGAAGGUGCAUUUGCUCUGCUCAUAUCGCCAUGUUUCUGAAGCCAAGAAAGUUUUGACGCAGCAGUUUGCAGAAGCUAAUAUCCCAACUUGUCAACAAGUCCGAUUAUUGGAGAUAGAUUCCGGAGGCCCUGAGUUUCUAGGUUGCACGGAACGGGAUAUUAGAAACUUUGAGAGAGAGUUAAGAGAUGAACAAAAGGGAAUUGACGCUGAAACACUGAUUGAGUUUUUUGCGACUGAGAAAGAGAAGAAUUCCGCCUUUGUCUAUGCUUAUGAGAUUAAUUCAACAGGAAGAUUCACUAGGUGUUUCUGGGCGGAUCAUGUAUCAAGGAGGGCAUACAGCGUCUUUGGUGAUGCUGUUGUAUUUGAUACUACCUAUAACACCAACAAAUUAUUAAAUGCUACAGAGAAGGAUAAUACCAACGGCGACGAAUCGUAUGAAGAAGAUUUGGGUCUAACACAUUGCCCUUUCCGUUCUGAGGAUAGAUACUACCACUCUCUAGUCUCUAAGUUGAAGAGAGUAAUACAGGCGAUCCUAGAGGUAUUGAACAUUGUGCAAAAUAUAUCUGAACAUGCCCUCGAAAUGUAA